Molecule: messenger RNA, 2738 nt
Organism: Crotalus tigris (Tiger rattlesnake)
Lineage: Eukaryota; Metazoa; Chordata; Lepidosauria; Squamata; Viperidae
Product: protein phosphatase 1 regulatory subunit 3E-like
Exons: 1
Coding region: 15-1043 (342 amino acids)
Biological process (GO): regulation of glycogen biosynthetic process
Cellular component (GO): protein phosphatase type 1 complex
Molecular function (GO): protein phosphatase 1 binding; glycogen binding
Source: RefSeq, a predicted model, not a curated record
GGCGCGGCAGCAGCAUGGAGAAGGCCGGCUCCCUGCACGCCUCGGUGCCGGCGCCGCCGCCGCGCCUCUACCUGCCGCGCAACUUCAGCUGCAGCGCCUGCCUGUACGGCAGCCUGGCCGAGCCCUGCAAGGGCGGCUGCAGCCCGGAGAGCGAGGCGGUGGAGCCGCUGCCCGCGCCCGCCUCGCCGCCCGUCACCCGCGAAGCCCAGGCCGCCCGCCGCUCCUCCUCGCCGCCGCCUCCUCCGCGCUCGCCCUCGCCGCCCCUGCCCUCGCCGCCGCCGGCCACCCGCGGCCGAGAGGCCUCCCUCCCGCCCGUGCCGCCCAGCCCGACGCUCCGCCGCCGCGCCAAGUCGCUGCCCACGCCGGGCGAGCGGGGCCUCCGGCCGGCCCUGCAGCAGAGCCCGUCGCGGCGCAAGACGGUGCGCUUCGCCGACUCGCUGGGGCUGGAGCUGACCGCCGUGCGCCACUUCUGCCAGGCCGACGUGCCGCGGGUGCCGCCGCCGCCGGCGGCCGCCUCGCCUCUCCCGCGCGGCGCCGACCUGCUGAAGACGCGCAAGCCGCCGGCGCUGGGCGAGCUGGAGCCGGUGCUGUUCGGGCCGCCGGCGCCGGUGCUGGAGCCGCUCUUCCCGCCGCAGCCCGGGGCGGGCGCGGCCUUCGCCGAGCGGCUGCGGCAGCGCAAGGUGCAGCUGGAGUGGGUGCGGCCCGAGGCGGCGGGGCUGCGCGGCGCCGUGCGCGUCCUGAACCUGGCCUACGAGAAGAGCGUCUCGGUCCGCUACUCGCUCAACCGCUGGGCCAGCUGCAACGAGGUGCCCGCCGCCUACCUGCCGCCGCCCGCCGCCGCCCCCGACGGCCGCACCGACCGCUUCGCCUUCCACCUGCCCGUCGGCGCCGGCACCACCCUGCUCGAGUUCGCCGUGCGCUACCGGGUGGCCGGCGCCGAGUACUGGGACAACAACGAGGGCCACAACUACAAACUGCGCGGCAGGCAGCGGCCCGACGGCCGGGAACCCGACGGCGGCGGCGCCUGGAUCCACUUCAUCUGAACCGGGCUGGGCUCGGGUCUCUCCGGGACUCCCCCCCCCGGGGUGGGGGAAGCGGGCGCCUUCCGUCCGUCCGUCCGUCAGUCCUUGCUUCUGUUGGAAGAAAAGUCUUCAUCGUGGUUCCAACACUUCGACGGGGGAAAAAGGACCGAGGAGCGCGGAAACGGGACGGCCCUCUCCCCCCCCCCGUUUUUAGUUAAGUGCUAAAGUGGGCAAACGACCCUUCGGAGGGCAAUUGUGCAGAAGAAUGGUUGAACCCAGAGGCUUGACGGGGGCGGCCCCUGCGACCCCUUGUCUGGCCUUGGAAACCAAGCUGUGCUUGGUCUGGUUAGAGCCUGAAUGGGAGACCCCUGAGAAAUCCCACAGACUAGGCUAGAUGAGUAAAUUGGUACAUCAAGUCAACUCAGCUCAUUGAGUUGAGCUUCACAUUGAUGUCUUUACUUCCCUUUGGGGGAGGGGUGCAUUUUUUUUCUUCCAAGAGGUCAGGAGGGGCUGGGAUUGUUCCCUUGGACUUGCCCCACAAUUCACCUGCCAGUGACCUCUUCCUUUGGCCAGCUCCUUGACUUGCCAGAGUAAAAGCCGAUUAAAUGUCUGACUUCUUCAAAUGCCUAAUCCUCCAUCAUGGGAACAGAAUGAAGACAAGCUUUUUCUGCCCCCUCCCACCCAGGUCACUUUUCUAUGGGGAAGGGAUUUCAAGAGGGGAGAGUGACCCCCCCCCCCAAGAGCCUUUUUCUGAAUUGGAGAUGUUGCAGGCACAAGUGAUUUGAAAUGCAAAUUCCUAGUGAAAGUUCCCCUAUUGUUUUUUUUUUUUUUUUUUUCUUAACUGAAACAAUCUUCUGAAAUAAACACCAGGAGCAACCAUGUCAGAUUGGCUGGACGCUGGUGGUAUUGCAACCCAUGUUCACAAAAACAGCUUUUUCAUCCCUGUUAAAUCUACUGUACCUUUCCCACCCACCCACCUACCCCCAAAAAGGAACAAAUGAAAGUUUGUUUAGCUGGAUCAACCAGGGGCAACACAUCUUUGUCAGGUGUGCUCCACAGAGCUGUGGAACUUCACAUAAUUCAAGGACAUUCAGGUGUCCUUGGAGAGUCGAAAGCCUAAUACUUCUGAAAAACACCAGAAUGGGAAAGAUGGAUGGGAACGGAUUUUUUUUUUUUAAUGCUGCCAGCAGUGGCAAGAAGAAAAGAAAAAAAAAACAACAACAAUCUGAGACCUGCUUUGAGAAGGAUCACAAAGGUUAAGGAAAGGGGGGGGCGAAUCUUGUUUUGCAUGCCUGCCUGCCUGCCUUGCAACAUUUGUCUAAUAUGUAGAUGAUCCCAACUAACCAUUCCAAAGCUGCGUGGGAGCAGCCUGGGCCGUGUCUGGUUGUGCUGCAGUGUGACGGAUCUUAGGUUUGCACUUCUGUUCCAUCAAAGGCUCUGCACCUUGGUGCCUGAAAGGUUAUCGCUGAGAUUUUUCAACAUCCGGGAACCUCUGACUUUAUACUCAAAUUCCCACAGCCUUCUCUCUUUCUCAAGCUCUGGUCUGGACCAUAAGACCUUGUCUGGUGUUCUCACGGGUAUCUUUUCCUCUGCCAUUUCUUCCCUUGCUGUCGCUGAGUUGUGAAAUGCUCCCGAUUUAUACUUACGCCGCCAGAUGAUAUUUUUUGGGGAAAAGUGCGGGCUUCCGAGUUAAAUACAGAUGGUCUAUAUUUUAUA